Molecule: messenger RNA, 2369 nt
Organism: Guyanagaster necrorhizus
Lineage: Eukaryota; Fungi; Basidiomycota; Agaricomycetes; Agaricales; Physalacriaceae
Exons: 21
Coding region: 98-2023 (641 amino acids)
Biological process (GO): carbohydrate transport; transmembrane transport
Cellular component (GO): membrane
Molecular function (GO): carbohydrate:proton symporter activity
Source: RefSeq, a predicted model, not a curated record
CUCGGAGAAAGGUAUGCUGCAGAUCUUGAUAUCGGGAGGCAUACUUGAACGUCCUGGACUUCUCGAUCUUUGAACCUUUUCAUUCUUGAACGGUGGAAUGCUGCACCCUCUUAAUGUUAACGUAUCUAUGUAUCACCAACGUUUUGGACACGAUACGGUGAGAAAGACUCAUCCCGAACCUCGUGGUUGCAUACCCACGCAAUUAUUCCUUCCGGAUCGUUGUAACUGCCGAGAAAUUCUCACAGAGGCAGUUACAUUCUUCUUGACUACUAGUAGUACUUCUGCUCUUUCCGACAUGGCUGGCAGUUCAACUGGAGAUUUGCCAUUCUCUGCACAUCGUCGCAAGGCACUAGCUGGAGCUUCCGGAUGGGUCGGGCUUGUGCGCAAUCGUAAAGUAUUUUCUAUUGCAGUCUUUGCUUCUCAGGGAGGACUGCUUUAUGGAUAUAAUCAAGGUGUCUUUUCUGGAGUACUUGGAAUGUAUAGCUUCCGUCAGCAGAUGGGCUCUGCUGUUUCAGAUUCAGCGAAAAAAGGAUGGCUGGUCGCUAUACUCGAGUUGGGAGCUUGGUUCGGUGUUCUGGCGUCAGGUUAUCUGGCUGACAAGUUAUCCCACAAACACGCCAUCUUUCUGGCGGUCGUCGUGUUUUGUAUGGCGGUUAUCGUUCAGGCGGCGGCCAAAGACCCCUCCUCUAUUUAUGGUGGCAGAUUUGUAGCCGGCCUUGGCCUUGGUUCUAUCAGCAUGGCAGUUCCACUCUACAAUGCCGAGCUUGCGCCUCCAGAAGUACGGGGAAGCUUGGUAGCGCUUCAACAAUUGGCCAUCACGUUUGGAGUUAUGAUCUCCCUCUGGAUCGAUUAUGGGACAAAUCACAUCGGCGGCACCGGUAAAGGACAGGUGCCUGCGAUCAUCCUAGGUUGCGGAAUUAUUUUCAUGCCAUUCUCACCUAGAUGGCUGAUCAACCAAAGACGAGAUGAUGAAGCCCUUACGGUACUCAGCAAUGUCCGAGCACUUCCCCGGGACGAUGACCUGGUACGUAUCAAGUUCCUCGAAAUUAAAGCACAAUACGUAUUCGAGAAAGAGAGUUCUGAAGCAAAGUUCCCCCAAUAUCAGGAUCCGUCAUUCGCAUCCCAAUUCAGACUAGGAGUAUAUGGCUAUUUAAUGUUGAUUCUUGAUCGGAGUGAGUUCUAUAUUGUUCAUAAUGUUAAUUCUAAGUCAUGGCAAGAUUUACUUUGGCGUGUCGCUGUCGGCUCACUAAUCAUGUUCUUUCAACAAUGGACCGGGGUCAACGCUGUUUUGUAUUACGCGCCUAGCGUCUUCAAAUCUCUAGGUCUAACCGGGAAUACGUUAUCUCUUCUCGCAACAGGUGUUGUUGGUAUUGUUAUGUUUUCGGCAACGAUUCCAGCUGUCUUGUUCAUUGAUCAGCUGGGACGGAGGCCGGUUCUCGUCUCUGGGGCUUUUUUUAUGGCUACAUGCCACUUUGUCAUCGCCAUCUUGACUAGUAUAUUCCACGAUAGCUGGCAGAGCCAUAUAGCUGCUGGAUGGGUAGCUUGCGCCUUCGUUUGGAUUUUCGUCAUGGGCUUCAGUUACAGCUGGGGUCCUUGCAGUUGGAUUAUCACCUCUGAGAUACUCCCUCUGAGUAUUCGAAGCAAAGGCAAAUCUAUUGCUAUGAACCACUUCAUAAUUGGUCAGGUAACGCCAUCGAUGUUUCAACACCUUGGAUACGGAACUUUCAUUUUCUUCGGAAUUUUCACAUUUCUAGGAGGCUGCUUCAUUAUGUGUCUGGUACGUUCGGCUUCCUACCUGGAAGAAUUUGUAUUAUCGAGAGUGUCAACUUGGGUCCCGGAAACAAAGGGAGUAAGUUUAGAAGAAAUGGAAGAAUUGUUCGGUAAUAUCACCAGCUUGGCCUCAGAGGAUCUCCACCGUCUUGAAGACAUCCAUAGACGCUUUGGCUUAAUUGUUGGAAGUGUCGACCAGAAGCAUGGUAAAGCUGGCAAGGUGUCUCAUGACGAGAACGCAAGGGAGAGCUAGGCGCACUUACGAAAGCAAUCUUACUUCGUUUUGCGUUGUAUGAUUAAGAACUACGAGGCGCACCAUUCAUUCAUGUACUUUGGUUGAGAUUCGCGCUCAUAACUCCACCCAGGUAUUUGCCGACCUUUCGACGCGAGACAAUGUGCCUAGCUGCGGAAAAUGGGGUCGUCGGGCAUCGUUAACUGCAGGACCACCUAGGAUCAGGCACAAGAUAUAUAAUUUUUUCGAAAGAAACGUGUAGAGACUUGGUUUUAAAGUAAACAUUGUCAACAGCUGAGCGCAUACACGUGCAAUUUCGGUACAUUACCAAGACUCAAGAGCCCGGACUCUUCUCUGUCCUUCUUUG